AUGAGAUGCAACACGUUCAAAGAGUGCGUUAAGAUCAUUGUUACCGGAUUUUUCAGGUUCCUUAAGCUUCUCAAUUUCAGCCACUUUAUGCUUACAGCAGAUGUAAGACUUGGCAGAAUCGAGAAUCUUGAGAAGCGCACCGACAUUAGUUGUAUAAGCCUUGUCAAUAGCCUCUGCUAUCAAUUUUUUCAAAGCUUUGGCCAACUGCUCAAGACCAUUACCAUCUCCACCACGCCUCACCUGUAUCAGCCAGUCGAUGGCCUCCCGGAGGUUCUCCGGGCAGUCAAAUCGAGAGACCACGAUGUGAUUGAUCGUAUGGAAUUGCAUAUGCAAUUCGAGGCUGCAGACCCCGACUCCUGCGAAAAUGCUGUUAGCGCCAGUUAG
Molecule: messenger RNA, 384 nt
Organism: Babesia bigemina
Lineage: Eukaryota; Apicomplexa; Aconoidasida; Piroplasmida; Babesiidae
Exons: 2
Coding region: 1-384 (127 amino acids)
Source: RefSeq, a predicted model, not a curated record